Macrosiphum euphorbiae (potato aphid) is the source of this 369-nucleotide messenger RNA. The record is from the annotation of a GenBank genome assembly. NCBI's taxonomy places the organism in Eukaryota, Metazoa, Arthropoda, Insecta, Hemiptera, Aphididae.
AUGACUUUAGUUCAAAGUUUAGGACUUAUAGAAGAAGCUGAAAAAUGCAUAGAACAAGUACAAGGACCCUUGGGAGUUGCAGUAAAAGAAAAAAUGCACAGCGUAUUACAUAAAAAUCCUGGUUUAGACUGCCUAAAAUUAAUUAGAGAUACACAUUGCGAAAUUAAUGGGGUAAUAUUUCCGGCUGAACUCACUGCUUUGGACAUUGCAAAUAUGAAAUUUGCACCCAUUACCUCAGUGGAAGUCGAAUGCUCCUUCAGUCGGUACAAAUCUGUGUUACGACCAAAUCGUAGAUCAUUUAACUUUGAAAAUUUGAGCAUGUAUAUGGUAUCUCAUUGCUUUCAAGACCAAGAUAGUCAAAAUGAAUAA